UAUACCUAUCGCGAGGCUGCCUAUCAUUUCUCCAAGCUCUAAGAGCGUUCAACUUCCAAAACAGCUUGUCCGUUAUGACGGCUAUUGAUAUUUCGCAGGUAAUCCACUCGCGCAAUUCUUUGGUCAAGUUGCUAAUACGAAUUUAGGAUGAUCUAUCCUCGUUCCACGCUUCACAUUUCUCUGCAUUGUCUGUGAACCAUUUCUCGCAGCAUUUCCUCGGGCCAGUUGGAGAUAAGUUCACAGCGGACGAAGAGGACGAUGAUGGGUUGGGAUACUAUGCAGAUGGUGCGAAGCGGACGCUGACGGAUGAACAAGUACGUCGCUGUUUAACCCCUAUUCUGGAUUUCUGGGGUGCUGACUGAAGUGCUGAAAGAUUGCAAUCUUCCGACACUCGGAAAUCGAAACCCUUCUUCGAGAACGACGGCAUGCAAUCGAGGCGAAAGACUCGAGCGAUCAGAGUACACCAACUUCAAUGGCCGAGGAUGGGGAAAUAGAUGAAGGCGAGAUGAAAGAUACUCCAAGUCCAGCCAUUAUUGGACCGGUCCUUCCACCGAACAACGCGAAUAAUCAUAAGCUCUCGAAUAAGAAGAGGAAGAAGGAGAAGAAGAGACAGAUUGCUGUCCAAAAGGGGUAUUUCAAACAGAAUAUUAAACCAGAUUUGAGGAAGCGGACCUGGGAUAAGGUUGAGACUGGGCUGAAUGAUUUACAAUAUGAUGAUAUGGAUACGGGAGCUGGGACUGGUCCGAGUAUGGGAGCGCAAAGGAGGAAGAUAUCUUAUGAUGACUGAGGAAGCCAUGGAAGCGGAAGCUUUGUCACAUUUUCCAGGACCCUCGUGAGAAUACGGGGCUAAUAUCGAAGGAUCCAUAUCGAAACUGUUGCAUGACAGCGAUUUUGGAGCAGGGGCGUAUCGGAGGCUCAGCCACAUAUCAUAACAGCCAGGAAUGUUUACACGGGCAAGUUCUCCCUCUCAUAUCCUUCAACGUCACAAGUCAAAUGAUGAGAACCAUCGUAUCGUCAUCCUUAGUCUUACCUGCAGCAUCUCGAGUUUCCGUAGCCACAACGUUGCGGGAUUCUUUUGAUGAAACUUGCAGUCUUGAUGAAACCGCAAUCUUCUCUCUGAUCAGACUUCACAUCUACCUCCAGCCAGAUUCUCAAGUACUAUGGUACAAAUGCUGAUUUCAUGGUCAAUAGGUGAUUCGAAACAUUGCAGGAGCUGAUGAGUUUGGCCUGGUAGUCGUAAACUACAGCCAUUCCAACAAUAUCACAUGCAGAAUAGAAGAGAAGGAAGGAAUGGUUUGCCCUUACAAUGAUUGGACGCAGAAGAAGAAGAAGUACGGAGGAUCGUGUCAAUAGAUACGCACUUAGGUGAAUCGUAAAGAGGAUUAAUUCAUGCAAGGCUGAUGCCCAGCCUUACGCCGCUCACCCCGCUAAAUACAUCAUUACCUAC
Hymenoscyphus albidus is the source of this 1447-nucleotide messenger RNA. NCBI's taxonomy places the organism in Eukaryota, Fungi, Ascomycota, Leotiomycetes, Helotiales, Helotiaceae. The record is from the annotation of a GenBank genome assembly.